This is a messenger RNA of Cadophora gregata, 1017 nucleotides long. RefSeq lists its product as uncharacterized. The coding region runs from base 1 to 1017 and encodes 338 amino acids. The record is from RefSeq and is a predicted model, not a curated record. The transcript has 6 exons. NCBI's taxonomy places the organism in Eukaryota, Fungi, Ascomycota, Leotiomycetes, Helotiales, Ploettnerulaceae.
AUGAAGCUUCUCCGAAUUCUUCUAUUGAUUCUCCUUUCGGCGAUUGCGCAUGUCCAAUCCCAGUCAUCGAUUGAAUUGUCCGCAUGUUCUCUCUCCUGUGUGGCGCAAUCAUUACCAGCAGCAGGAUGUUCACUCAUCGAUGCAGAUUGCCAAUGCAAGAGCAAAUUACUCUCUCAUCUCACCGCAGGAUGUAUGCUUGCCAACUGUACCAUGCAGGAGUCUCUAGACCUCUCCAGAGUCCAAGCGGUAACUUGUAGCCUCCCGUUCGAAGACAAGUCGCAAUUGAUGAUCAUCCUCUUCUCGACCAUCAUAGUUUUUACUUCCAUUCUGGUCAUUCUACGACUAGCUUCGAAGUUCUUCAUCAAGACAGGACUCGGUAUGGAAGACUACAUUGCAGCACUAGCUCAGUGCUUGUCGAUAGCAUCCGAAAUAUUCUCUGCUCAAAUGGCAAAGCUCGGCUUCGGAAAACACAUUUACAGUCUCAAAGACGGCGCUCUGCAGAUGAUUUUCCUCAAAUUCUACAUCGCCGAAAACAUCUACGUCAUCGUCCUCGGGCUCGUCAAAAUCUCCAUCCUCACCUUCUACCUCCGUAUCUUCCAACACGAGGCACGAUUCCGGCUCGCCGUCUACAGCACAAUCGUAUUCAUCGCACUCGGCACAACGACCAUCUCCGCCCUGACGAUCUUCCAGUGCCAUCCGGUGCCGUACUUCUGGGACAAGGACGUGCGCAACGGGACCUGCGUGGAUAUCAACGCGUUGGCGUAUGCGAAUAGCGGGCUGAGUAUUGUGCAGGAUCUGAUGAUUGUGGUGUUGCCGAUCAGGCUGGUGUGGAGGAUGGGGUUCUUGGAGGGGAGGAAGAGGGUGGGUGUGGCGUUUAUGUUUGCUUUGGGGGGGUUGUAUGUGUCGGUUUUCUCUUUCUCCCUUUCCUUUUUCUCUCUUCUCAUAUCACACUCUACCCAUCUUCUUUUCGCCCCUCCCUCUUUACUCGGAUCUCUGGAUAUUUCGAUCCUGACCUAA